AUGGCAAAUAGCAAACAGAACAACGAUCUUCUGGUGCGCGACUUUGAGCAAAUCCGACUCCAUGAUGGUGCCGUCGUCGGAGGUAAGAAUGCCUCACUGGGUGAGAUGAUCAACACCCUUGAGGCAAAGGGAAUCGCGGUCCCUGCUGGCUUUGCCACAACGGCCCAGGCGUACUGGGACUACGUGGACGCCAAUGGGAUUCGGGACAAGAUGGCCGGGCUGAUUGUGGACUGGGAAGCGGGACACACAACCCUGGCGGAGACGGGCAGGGCAAUGCGCCGGCUGUUUCUUCGUGGAAGUUGGCCGGAAGAUGCCGCCAGUCACAUCCGGGACGCCUAUCGCGCCCUGGCGACCCGAGUAGGUGUCUUUGAACCGAGCGUGGCAGUUCGCUCGAGCGCUACUGCCGAGGACUUGCCGGACGCCAGCUUCGCCGGUCAGCUCGAAUCGUACCUCAACGUGAGCGGGGAGAGGGCAGUGCUGGAUGCCUGCCGGCGGUGCUACGCCUCGCUCUUCACCGACCGGGCCAUCAGCUACCGUCGCACCAAGGGCUUUGACCAGAUGAGCGUUGCGCUGUCCGUCGGCGUGCAGCAGAUGGUGCGGUCGGACGCCGGCGGGUCCGGCGUCAUGUUCUCUAUCGACACAGAAAGCGGCUUCGAUCAGGUUGUGCUCAUCAAUGCCGCGUGGGGUCUCGGCGAAAACGUCGUUCAGGGUGCGGUCGACCCGGAUGAAUAUCAAAUCUUCAAGCCUCUGCUAGGCAAGCCCCGGCUGCGGCCCAUCAUCAGCAGGAAGCGAGGGGACAAGGCUAUCAAGAUGAUCUACAGUGACGAUCCGCAACAGCCGACGCAUAACGUGCCGACGUCCAAGGCUGAGCGCGCCGCUUUCGUUCUCAGCGAUUCGGAGAUUCUCCAGCUCGCAAGCUGGGCGUGUACCAUUGAGGGCCAUUAUGCGGGCCCCAUGGACAUGGAAUGGGCCAAGGAUGGGAUCACGGGCCGCCUGUACAUCGUUCAGGCGAGGCCAGAAACGGUGCAUUCGCGCCGGGGUGAUGCGACUGCCCGCCUCCACACGUACCAGGUCGGCCGCGGCAAGGGCCGGGUGCUGGCCACGGGCCUCUCUAUCGGAGAAGCGGCGGUCGCUGGCCGCGUCUGCCUCAUCGAAUCGGCUCGGGACCAGGACCGGUUCCUCGACGGGUCGAUUCUGGUGACUCCGACCACGGACCCGGACUGGGUGCCCAUUAUGAAGCGGGCGGCCGCGAUCGUCACGGACCAUGGCGGCCGCACCUCGCACGCUGCGAUCGUCAGCCGCGAGCUGGGCCUUCCGGCGGUUGUGGGCACGGGCAAUGCUACCUAUGUGCUGCACACCAAGCAGGAGAUAACGGUCUCCUGCGCCGAGGGGACCACGGGCCUGGUCUACGAGGGUCGCGCGGAGAUCACCACCCAGACCGUGGAUCUGCAGGACCUGCCGCCAGUGAAGACCCAGGUGAUGAUCAACCUGGCCAACCCGGCGGCCGCUUACCGCUGGUGGCGGCUGCCCGCGGACGGGAUCGGGCUGGCGCGCAUGGAGUUCGUCGUCAGUAACGCGAUCAGGGUGCACCCCAUGGCACUGGUCCACUUCGACCGGCUGCAGGAUGCAGAGGCCAAAGCCGAGAUUGCGCGGCUGACGACGGGGUAUGAGCACGACCGUUGCGACUAUUUUGUGGACCAGUUGGCGCAGGGACUCGCGGCUCUCUGUGCCUCCGUCUAUCCCCGUCCCGCCAUCCUCCGCAUGAGCGACUUCAAGACGAACGAGUAUGCCGGGCUCAUUGGCGGCGCGGAAUUCGAACCACAGGAGGACAACCCGAUGAUCGGCUUUCGGGGCGCGUCACGCUACUACUCGCCGCGGUACAGAGAGGGCUUCGCGCUCGAAUGCCGGGCCAUUAAGCGAUUGCGCGACGAGAUGGGCUUUACAAACGCCAUCGUGAUGAUCCCCUUCUGUCGCACGGUGGACGAGGCGCACAAGGUGCUAGAGGUGAUGGCAGAUAAUGGGCUGCGGCGCGGGGAGCAUGGCCUCCAGGUGUAUGUGAUGUGCGAGAUCCCCAGCAACGUCAUUCUGGCCGCGGAGUUCGCGGACUGCUUUGACGGGUUCUCCAUCGGCUCCAACGACUUGACGCAGCUUACUCUUGGGGUCGACCGCGACUCGGCUGAGCUGGCGGACAUCUUCAACGAACAAGACGAGGCUGUCAAGUGGAUGAUUGCACGGGUGAUCACGGUGGCACGCCAGAGGGGCUGCAAGAUCGGGAUCUGUGGCCAGGCACCGAGCGACCAUCCCCAGUUUGCUCAGUUCCUAUCAGACUCGGGAAUCGAUUCGAUAUCAGUCAGUCCGGACAGUUUCGUAGCCGUCAAGCGGCAUCUGAUUAGAAGUGAGCGGGGCAUUCCCAAUCGUUGA
Messenger RNA from Aspergillus udagawae, 2421 nucleotides. RefSeq names its product phosphoenolpyruvate synthase. Gene Ontology annotation, biological process: pyruvate metabolic process; phosphorylation. The record is from RefSeq and is a predicted model, not a curated record. The transcript has a single exon. Bases 1 to 2421 code for a protein of 806 amino acids. NCBI's taxonomy places the organism in Eukaryota, Fungi, Ascomycota, Eurotiomycetes, Eurotiales, Aspergillaceae. Gene Ontology annotation, molecular function: pyruvate, water dikinase activity; ATP binding.